Messenger RNA from Clavispora lusitaniae ATCC 42720, 2508 nucleotides. RefSeq lists its product as uncharacterized. Gene Ontology annotation, biological process: chromatin remodeling; regulation of DNA-templated transcription. The record is from RefSeq and is a predicted model, not a curated record. NCBI's taxonomy places the organism in Eukaryota, Fungi, Ascomycota, Pichiomycetes, Serinales, Metschnikowiaceae. Gene Ontology annotation, cellular component: nucleus. Gene Ontology annotation, molecular function: ATP-dependent H2AZ histone chaperone activity.
AUGUAUCUAUAUACACACCUACAGUUUGAUGUUAAACUCUUAAGCCCUACUCUUAUUUACACCAGGAUGAGCGAUCAAGAUAGCUUGGUUGCCACCAGGGCCAGAAGAGCUAAUGCGGGUUCAAGAUUGAAACAACUUAUAGAGAUCGAAGAGCAAAGCUCAGGGACAAGAAACAUAGCAUAUAAUGAGGAUGAUGAAAACGUUCAACUCUUGUUUCAAGAAGAUGAAAAUGAUGAAGAAUUUGAAGUACCAGCUGAGGAAGAGAGUGAAACAGAAGAGGGAGACGAAGAAGAGAACGAUGAAGGGUCAAGAGAAAUUCCGGAUCUGAAAGAUCAAGUGGAGAGUUCUGACGUAGAGGCCCAUGUCAACUCGGAUGAAAUGCUCUCUGACUCUGAUUUGUCGGCUUCUGAUGAAGACGAAUGUGAAGGUGAACGAGAGCUACAGAAGCAGGAGAAAGCUAAGAAGCGGAAGAAACAACUGUCGUCAAUUAUCCCUGCAAUCAAAAAACCGAAGCUCACUAAAGCAAAGCCAUCUCCUAAACCAGAAGUAAAGCAUCUGGAACUAUUACUUUUGAGUGAGAGAAGAGCGUCCGCCAGGAAGUCAGCGAUAAGGAAUAAACAGGAGCUUGUACAGAGAUUGAAAGAAGACGAGUCCAGAAGAGCUGCCCUUGCACCUGUUGUGCGUGUUAAAGAAAAAGAAUUGUCACAAGAGGAGAGGCUUGCGCAAGCCAAGGAAACAGAAAGAGCGAAUAUUAUUUCGCUAAAUCAAUUUAUGGAACAGGAAAUUGUGAAGAAAGAGCGCCAGAAACUAUUGUUUCAACAAAGGCGGCCCAAACUUCGAAAUGUUAUACGACUACUCUCCACAGAGUCUUAUGUCACCCCACUUGAUGAAGUGGAAGACAACAGACGUGUCAGAGAUCUCUUUGAAAAGAAAAAACGUGGCAGAAGAAGAAAGAAUGUAUCUGAAGAGCCGGAAACACGAACAUUGGGGGAUAUUGAUACAGAAUUGCCAUAUUACAAAAAAGAAAUGGAGGAAAAAAGGAUUAAAGAACAACAAGAAGAAGAGAGAAGGCGACAAGUAGAAGCCGCGAGAGCAGAGAGAAGGAAGAAACUUGAAGAAGAAAGAGAAGAAAGGAAACGAAAAUUGGAAGAAGAAAGACUAGCACGAAAAAAAGCAAAAGAAGAAAGACUCAAGGAGUUUGAGGAUGUAGAUAUCGAUCAUGAAGGAGGAAAACCCAAUAUUUCCGUUGAUGGGGAAAUCGAUGAGGCGAUGCCUCAACACGAAAAUGACAUAGGUUCUAGAGACGAAGAUGAUGAAUCGGGGACUACAAAUAAUGGUGCACCCAAUGAGCCAAAUGCUGAAAAAACCUCCCACGUGCUUGAAAGUGAACUGGAAGAAAAUCAAAGAAAUCAUAACGACGGGACGAAUGCAGUAGAAACACAAAAGGACGAGCAUCUCAUAACCAAAGAACCAACUCAUGCAAGUUCUCAAACUGAAAGUGCUGUUUCUACCGAUAAAGAGAAAUAUGAUACAGAUACAAUGCCACAGGUUGACGGUGUGGAUGCCGAAACCGAUUCGAAAGUGGAGGUAAAAUCAGAGGAGCUUAAUGAUGUGUCACCACAACCAGGACUUGAAAUAAAGUCAGAAGACUCCACAAGGAUACACGAGAAAAAAGUUACAUUUGUUGAGCCUGAUGUCACAACUGAAGAUCUUGUGGAGGAUAGUGAAAAAAUGGUUGAUGAUACUGAAAGUGAAAUGAAAGCAACAGAAACUCCAGAAGAGGAAAUUAAAACAGAAGUUGAAGAAGAGGAACCUGAUGUAUUUAGAUCUUAUCCAGAGUACCGAAAGCAAGCGGACGGUACAAUCUUCCAAGGGCCCGUGCAACACGUUGCAAGGAAUCUAAUCUUCCUUCUUAAUUUCGAAGAAGAGGAAAGGUGGGGGCUCACGGAAAUGAAAAUGAAAACAAUUCUCUUUGGCGAAGAUGCUAACCUUGGGCCUUCAAGAAGAUUUAGAGAAGUUGAAACUAUCCUUAAGAGCUCCUUGCGGUCAGAUAAUCCUUAUGCUACCCCUAAAGAAGAAAAGGAGGAUGAACUUUUCAUCCCAGUCACUGAUCUCACCGAAGAUAGUGCUAUGUUCGAAGUACUAAUGAAAUUGCCACGGCUUGACACUAAGGAGAUCUUUGAGGAGGAGGAAAUCGAUGAGAACAUGGAAGAAAGUACUGAAAUCCGGAUUCGUACAGAGGCGCCUACAGGUCUCUACCUUCCUAAUGGAAACAAGAAACUUUGUCUUUUAUCAGGGAAAGAGGUUCGUUAUUUUGACCCAUUUACGGGGAUUCCUUACGAGAACAAAGACGUUUACCAAAUCAUUAAAACUAUCGAACUGGGUGCAAUUCCGUGGUACAGUAUGAGCAGAGAGCAGAAUACGUAUGGACCUGUGGAGAUUUAUCUCAACAACAGAGAAAAUCCUAGGCAUGCGAAAGGAGUGCCAGAAGGAUUUGAUGGAUUUUAG